AUAAAGAAUAGGUAGUUACUUUAGUAUCUAAUCCUUAUUCAUACUUUUGUUCCUGAGUCAACAAUUUAUUAAACAAGAAAUUAAAUUAUUAAAAAUCGUGAAAUCUAUUAAACUACACGUGAUUUUUAUCUAAUAAUGUAAACUUAUCUUUAAUUAAUAUGUGUCAUCACAUCAUCUAUGAGAUAACAAAGAUAAAUCAUUAUUGAACAACGAGACGUGUUAGAAAUUCAAAAUUUUUAUCAUGGUAACAUUCUUUUGUAAAAUUCAUUAUCUGAUUGGUAGUAAGUAUAAAAAGGAGUUAUCCCGACGGACAUCAAUCAUCACUCAACAAGCAACGCAAAGAUCACCAUGAAAGCAUUCAACGCAUUGCUGACUAUAUCAACUGCAUUGGCUGUGUCCAACGGCCAUGUAGCGAUUACGAAAACGCCUAACGAACUGCACCCAGUCCACGAGUUGUACGUCAAACCGUCUGCUGACGGCACCACCGGGGACCUGUAUGUGGCAGCAACAGAAGAGAGUGGAUCGAAGACUCAGUGGCUGACCGACCAACCUGUGCAUUUCUUACCAAUGCAGUCCCAGCCGGCCAUACCGACUAGUUACGCAGAAGAAAGCUUGAACACAAAGCGAGCGAUCGUCAAUCCUCAACCUCAACAACAAUACCCAUACGCAUUGCCGGCUACGGGAAGAAGUGAAGCUAAUACCGUUCCAUCCUAUCCGUAUGCACUGCCGGUGCCCAGCCCGACUCCAGCAACAGAAACUAAAACUGAAGGGCCCAUAACAACUGCAGCAGCCAUUCCUCAAUACAACCCAUACCAGUACUUCUAUCCUCAAAUUAUGGCAGCCUACGCAAACAUGUUAAGCGUCCUCAAAGAUGCUGGUAUGAGCGACGAGUCAGCCGCUUCCGCCUUGACGCAAGGCUCUUCGAUGUGGCCCCAUUCCUACACGUAUCCGGUGCAAUAUGUGAUGGUAGACCCCAGCAUGUGGGCGCAAGCUCAAGCCACGACCGCCACCUCCGUUUCUACUACACCGGCUGCAGCCGAUAAGGAAUAAUUAUUUAGCACAAUUAUUUAUUUAUUUAUUUUAGAUUAAUUAAUUUAUUUGUUUGAUGUGAUUUACAUAAAUGGCGAAAAUAAACUUAAAAAAGAAAUAUUUUAAUAUAUUAUGAACCCUUUUUAGAUUUUUUAUAUAUUUUUAAGCAUAAAACUGCUAAAUGUUAUAAAUCUAAAGAAAACUUUACUACAUAAAUCCCACUCGUCUAGGUUUUAGACGGGAUUCGAACCCGCAUCUUACGCUAUCCGGGUGGACGCACUUAUCAUCCUCAUCCCCUACCCUGUAAAGCUCCCGACCUUACUCAGCCACGAAAACACCGACACGACAUGAGGAAGAAAUUUCCCCGAGCGACAGGCGGACUCUCCAAUUCGAGUCAAAAAAAAACUUUUUCUAUCAUGCUUUGCUAGGCUAUCAAGUGGACUUUAUAAUAUCUUGAUUCUGAAAAUCAAAAUGAUA
This is a messenger RNA of Chilo suppressalis (striped riceborer), 1506 nucleotides long. The record is from the annotation of a GenBank genome assembly. Lineage: Eukaryota; Metazoa; Arthropoda; Insecta; Lepidoptera; Crambidae.